Messenger RNA from Entrophospora candida, 2127 nucleotides. The record is from the annotation of a GenBank genome assembly. Lineage: Eukaryota; Fungi; Glomeromycota; Glomeromycetes; Entrophosporales; Entrophosporaceae.
AUGCAUAAAAUUAUUUACAAUAAAGUCAAAAGAAAUAUUGAAAAGCCAACAUCGCCUUCAUCGCCUUUGCCCUCUUCACCUUUUUCAAAGACAAAUAAAACUAUUAAAACAUUUUUCGUCAACAUAAAUUUAAAAAAUCAUUCAAAAACAAAAAAUUGUUCAAAAAAAAUUAAAAUUAUCGACAGCAAUAAAAAUGACAAUGAUUUAUUAAGAGAAGAACAAGAAGCAAAAAAACUAAAACUAAUAGAUUAUGCUGAAGGAAUUUUAAAUAAUCAUGCUAAUUCGGUUUGGCCAAAUUUUUAUGAGACACCUGAAGAGCCAGCAAAGAGAACAAUGGAUGAUAUUAACGAUACUGAAUGGAUUGGAUACGGGAAGUUAUCAAUGUCACCGUAUGAUACUGCUUGGAUGGCAAUGGUUCCUUCUGAAAAGUAUAAAUCUACCAAUUUACCAAAAGACUUCGAAUUAGCUUUCCCACAAUGCUUAAAAUGGUUUUUUUAUCAUCAAGACGAUAAUGGUAGUUGGGCUGGUAAAGGCGUAAAAAGUGUUUUACCUUGUCUUGCUGGUCUACUCGCCCUUGGUCUUUUCCGUUCCCAUUCUGGCAAUUAUCUAGAAGAAAAAUUAAAUGAUUUAGGGUUGACUUUGUCUCAAUUUGACUCAAGUUUUGAAAAGUCUGUAAAUUUUCUUAAUACCACUCUAAAUCAAUGGAAUAUUGAUGAAAUAGACUAUGUUGGAUUUGAGUUGACAGUUCCAUAUAUGCUCAAUGAAUUAGAAAAACUUGAACCAAGUGUGGUAUUUCAAUUCCCUGAUAAGCAAAGAUUAAUUAAAGAGCAUACCAGAAAAAUGAACCUGAUACCUAUUGAAGCAUUAUUUGCAUUAGCAGCAAAACGUCAACCAGUAGCAAUGAUUCAUUCAAUUGAAGCCUUUGGCAACAAAAUAGAUUUUACCAAAAUUCAAAAUGAAGGUUUCCAAGCAAUAAAUGGCAGUUAUGGAUCUUCAGCUGCUGCAACUGCCUCCGUGCUUAUUAAUUCACCAAAUUGGGAUCCAAAAGCCUAUAAAUUCUUACAAAAAAUUAUUGCUAGAGUGCCAGCAGGUGGCACGAGCCUUGGAUAUGUUCCAACUAUUAGUGAUGUUGGUAUAUUUGAAACAGCUUGGAUAAUGCAACCUAUGGUUGAAUUUGUUUCAAAGGUUACAAAAUUUUACAACAACAACAACACAUCAGAUAAUAAAUUGAUCCAAAGUUUACUUGAAAAAAAUAAAAUAACUGCCAAAUUUAUAAGACAUGUUGUCAAUUUACAAAAGGAUACUGUAAGAUGGACAUCAUGGGAUAACAGAAUUCCAGCAGAUGUUGAUACCACCGUGACAUGUCAUUGGGUAAUAGACCAAAUACUUCCUGAAACUGAAUGCAAUUUAAAAAAAUUAGGUGCUGCGUUCUACAAUGGGAGGAAUUUUGUGACAUAUCCUGGUGAAAGAACUGUUUCCAUAAGUUCAAAUGUACAUGCAUUAAGGUUGCUGCUUGCAAAAUAUUCAAAAGAUAAAUCUGGAAACAAUGAAGUCAACUAUAUCAUUACAAUGCCAACAAAAACUGAAGCUGGCAAAAAAAUAACAAUUCAACAAGUCAUAUCUACUGUUAUAGAAUUAAUUAUGGCCAAUAGAAGUGAAAUGGCUACUUGGUCAGAUAAAUGGAAUGCAAGUCCAUCAUACAUAACACACACAACCAACAACCUAUUACUAUCAUUAUUAUCAUAUCCUGAAAUUGUAGAAAAUUCUACAUUAAAGAAUCAAGAUAACUUGCUUGAAUAUUGCUUGAAAACGGUUAAUUGGUGUCUACAAACUCAACAUAGUGAUGGCAGUUGGGGAUUUGUUUCAGAAAUUGGUAUGGGAACAUUGGAAGAAACAAGUUAUUGUAUUAGAUUGUUGAAUUAUUCCAGUAAAUUUUAUCCUGACAAUUUGGAAAUACCCAAAGCAUUGAAGAAGGCUAGAAAAUUUGUUUCCAAAUAUUUAGAUGAAGCCAUGAAUGAUGAUGAAUUUUUCUAUCAAAAACAACCAUUAUUAUGGAUUGGAAAACAACUUUAUACAGUACCCAAUGUAAUAAGAUCUUCUAUAUUAGUUUCAUUAUGGGAGGAUUAA